GGCACCAUCGAGACAGGCUGCUCAGUUGGGAUAUUGUUGACCGAGGUACAGUGAAAAGCUUCUGUUUGCAAUGAGCUGCCGGCAGCUGAUUAGCUUCACCCGGGUGGUGGAGGAUGGAGACGCUUGGAGGGACGGUGAACGGCGUGUGCCCUGCUCUCCCCUCCCCAGGGAGGGAGGGUUGGACGGGGAGCAGGCCAGGAGCUUCUAUGAAAGCGUCCUUGCUUCCAGCAGCCAGGCCAGCACCAGCUCCAGCUCCAGUGCAGUCCGUAAACACAAGGCCGAGCGGGGGAGAGUGCAGGCAGGUGGCCCCAGUGGACAUCAGGUCGAGGGAAGGCAGAGGAACGGGCAUCUGCUGCUGAAAUCUGCUCAGAACGGGGACCUCAAAAUGCUUCGGAGGUUGCUGGAGACAGGAGUGAGCGAUAUAAACUUCCGGCACAGUUACUACUGUACUGCCACUAUGUGUGCAGCGUACAGUGGGCAGCUGGAAGCGGUGAAGUGCUUGCUGAGUCUUGGAGCUGCAUGGGUCGGCGUGUGUGACUGCACGGGACGCGAUGCUCUGGAUUUGGCCCGACAGGCUGGACAUGCAGAAAUCGUCACCGCUCUGGAGGAAUAUCACACUCGUCCAGAGGAACAAGAAGACGGCAGGACCCUCUCGAUGGCCGCUGGCAAGUUUCACAGCCCAGAUCCUCCGCCUCCGCAGUCCCCCUCCCCUCCCCGGGAGACAGACAGGCAGGCAGGCUCGGCCGCAAGGCGCUGGGCUCUGCUCUGUUGCUGCGCUAAACUGCCGCUGCUCAGUCCCAGCGCAGCGUCUCCCCCGUGCCCGCGCACCACCAUCCGCUUCAAUGGGAGCCGACCAACCGCGCUCGCUCCCGCGACCAGCCCUGUGCUCACCAGGGUCCUAGCGCCCGCCGCCUACCUCAAAACUCUCAUGAAACUCCACGCGUCUCUUAAAGCUCACUGA
Messenger RNA from Amblyraja radiata (thorny skate), 961 nucleotides. Its product is annotated as G patch domain and ankyrin repeat-containing protein 1-like. The transcript is spliced from 3 exons. Gene Ontology annotation, molecular function: protein binding. The record is from RefSeq and is a predicted model, not a curated record. Lineage: Eukaryota; Metazoa; Chordata; Chondrichthyes; Rajiformes; Rajidae. The coding region runs from base 71 to 961 and encodes 296 amino acids.